Molecule: messenger RNA, 588 nt
Organism: Eurypyga helias (sunbittern)
Lineage: Eukaryota; Metazoa; Chordata; Aves; Eurypygiformes; Eurypygidae
Product: heme-binding protein 2-like
Exons: 4
Coding region: 1-588 (195 amino acids)
Source: RefSeq, a predicted model, not a curated record
AUGGCCGAGCCAAUCCAGCAGCUGACCAGGAAUAACAAUCCCCAGGAGAGACAGACCAUCCCAUUUACUGUGAUCCAGCGCAAAGAAAAGCUUGGAGAUCUGCUUUACGAAAAACGUCAGUAUGGAAAAGCCAAGUGGGCUUGUAUAAGAAUGAAAGAAAAACAGUAUGAACAGAGCAUAUGCCUUGGAUUCAUGAAGCUUAUGAGGUACAUCUGUGAGCAGAAUUCCUCAGGACUGUACUUGGGGAUAACAAUACCCAUCGUGACCAUAGUCCACACGAACGAGUCUCAGUCGGAGAUGACACAGUCGGUGACUGUUGCAUACUACCUGCCUGAAGUGCUGCAGGACGAGCCACCUCAUCCUUUCGACUCUGACAUAAUCAUCGAAGAAUGGCCUUCCACCAUCGUUUAUAGUAGGAGCUUCCGAGGAAUCACCAACGAAGACUCUAUAAUGCGAGAAAUAAACCUGCUGGCGGAAAUUCUGGAGAGUCCCGAGUUAUGCCUGCAGGAUACGUUCAUCAUUGCAGGGUACACAAACCCAGCUGCUGCCAAUCGCCACAAUGAGAUCUGGUUCCUCCAAAGGCCAUAG